CUCGCAAUCUUCCUCCCUGCAUUUGCAGUCCGCAGUCGGAGUGGCUGGUCACAAAUAGCGAUGACGGCGGGCGUUAUCUCCUGAGAGCAACAUUAACUCUCCCCUCGCCCACCGGACGAUUCAAAGUCUGCCGAGAGAACUUGGCCGGCGCUAACUCGAGAGUUUUCAGGUUCCAAUUUGAUUCUAUAUCUUCUUCAUUCCCCCACAGCUAAAUUCUCGCCAGUUGCCACAUUGCUACCUUCAAUUGCUCGUUUCGAGACAGAAUCGCACGCAGAGCAUAAGUGCAUCGUCAAUCUGCCUCGGUCACACAGCAGCUACAGGCAGGGGCAAUCAUUCUGGAAAGUCGAGAAUGCUGUCAUUGUAUUCGUCAGACAAAGGAACAGCAGCAUUGCUUGUGGAUGGGAUGAGUGGAUGAAUAACUAAGGAACAGCAGACCGGUGGAAAAACAAGAGAGAGGAAGUUGGAAAUGGGCACAAUGAACAAGCUAAGAUGGGCGAUGGACGGAGGGUCUUGGGACCUGGACAUCUCAACUCCAGUGACCCUAGAAGGAGAGGCUAGGGCGGUACCUGGAUAUCCUCUCCCUCUUGGGGUUUCCCGUGGGACGAAGCUGUCCAGGCCUAAGCAGACUGAUUUCUUCCAGCGGUUCAUGUUUGCUCCUUUCCUACCUUCCUAUUCCUAUUCUCCAGCCUCCAGCAGUCACUCGUUUUCGCUCCAACGUUGUCUAACCAUCCCUUUAUCUCAGGACUGGUUUGCCGCAUUGCAAGGCCAAUUCAAUAUUCACAAGUUUGUGUCCUCCUUAAGAAAGCGGAUAACCUUGCUUCGAUCUUCUGAUUCCCAGACUGCAUCCCUCAUCCCUGCCAUUUGUGCAUGUCUUCGUGACAAAUCCUUGUAUGCACUUGGCAUCUAUUCUGAGCUCUUACUAACCCCUCAAGUCACUCUUGUUCUCAGCUCGGACGCCAAUGGCAAUAACGAUAUGCCACCUCGUCGCAAGGCAGUCCUCCAUCACGAGUUCCCUAAUCACAAUCUCACUUUGGAGGCAGCUUCCCCUGCCCUCUUCCUGGACAACUCUGGAAACUAUUGGGACGUACCUUUGUCUCUCGCCCUUGAUCUUGCAUCCAUUCCUUCCAACUCUGGUGCCAGUUACCAUUUCUGUAUGCGUCAUAUAGCUGGAUUGCCAAAGCUGUUUGAAGGUGGCAACGACAACGCUGGAAAGAUGAUUCCUGCUACACUGCUACCUGGUAUUACUCUCAGACAUGCCAUCUCCUUCAAGAAAAAUGUAGAAAUUUGGAGGGGUGAAGCUAAGAAGUUGAGGAUGGUGCAACCAUUUGACAUCUUCCUAUCUAAUCCUCAUAUUUCGGCAUCUGGUAUCAUAGGUGCUGUGAUGACGGCCUCUCAUGGAGACAACUCGGCUGGGUCAGAAGUGGAUGAUUUGCAAAGCACUGCAGCAGGAUUCUCCUAUCGAUCUCAUGCCCUCAAAUCUGCAGUUCAUGCUGACAUGUUUUCGUCUGUCUCUUUCAUGGCUCAGCAUGGAAGUUUCCAGAAGUGGUUCCUAGAUCUCACACGGCUCCAUGUCCGUCUUGAUUUCCCUUCUGGCCGCAAAUUUCUUUCAGGUGCCACUCAAUUAGCACAUGAUUUCGUCAACUCUCAACAACCGACUAAUAAAGCAAUUGAAGCCAUUACCCCCAAUGCAACUAUUUCCCUUCAACAGCAGAUUGUUGGGCCGUUCAGCUUCAGAGUUGAUUCUAGGGUCACCGCGGAGUUGAAAAAGCAGACCGAUUGGUAUGUGCAUGCACAUGACACAGUGUUCGCGAUCGAGUAUGCCCUACAAGUCCUUGGUUCAGCUAAGGCAAUUGCAUGGUAUUCGCCCAAGCAGCAGGAGUUCAUGGUGGAGCUCCGGUUUUUCGAGACGUAAAGCAAACUAGAUGCUACGAAGAUCCCAUUUUUGUUUUGUGUCACCGUUUGAAUGUAAUUGAACAGACAGUUGCAGAGAAUGUAAUUUGCAGCUAUAUCAGAGCGUGAUUCAGUCAUCAAUGGAUUAUGCAGUAGGACUAGGCAAGCUGAUCGGGAAGUUAGUAUUCAAACAACAGAAUGAUUAACUUGAAUAUGAUCUACCGAUGGUUUCUUUCUACAUUACCCAAAUCACCUCCAUUGUUUAUCAGCUUGAUCUCUUGCCAGGUUCUUUUGGGUCUGAAGUGCAGGGGAGAAAGAUGAAGGUUGACAUGAAGUCUGGAAGAAAUUUUCCAUGGAGAACUCUGUAUCUGAUCUUGCUGGGUCAAGUGUUAUCCCUACUACUAGCUCUUACAACCUUCUUUGCUUCCCUCAUAGCCGCCCUUGGUGUUGAUACUCCCAUUACCCAAGGAUCUUCCUCUUACUUGGCUGCAGCUCUGAUAUACGGAGGCAUCCUAAUUUAUAGGCGCCACAAGCUACUGGUAUCUUGGUACUGGUACCUUCUCCUCAGCUUCCUUGAUGUUCAUGGCAUCUUUCUCUUUAACAAGGCAUACCAAUUCACCUCGAUCACAAGCGUGACAAUGCUGGAUUGCUUCGCGCUGUUAUGGGUUAUAAUCCUGAGUCGGGUUUUCAUUGGAACUCGUUACACCAUCUGCCAAUUCCUUGGUGCAGCCAUUUGUGUUGCUGGCCUUGCCUUGGUGAUCCUCUCUGACAUUGGAGGAGGUGGUGAUGAAGGUGGAUCCAAACCAAUCCUAGGCGAUUUCCUUGUGAUUGCUGGAACAGUAUUUUACGCCUUGAGCAAUGUUGGCGAGGUUCCUGAACUUCUGCUGCACUUUCUUGCUCCCUCACCUUGUUAAUUUUCUUCUUCUCCAUGUAAAUGAUUCGAUGAAGUUGGUCCGGUUUGUUAAUGAGUUCAGGAAUUUUGUGCCAAGAAGAGAGACCGGAUCGAGUUGAUGGCCAUGAUAGGCGUGUUCGGCUUCCUGAUCAGCGUUCUGGAGAUGUAUCCUUAACUGUUCUCUUUUGGAUUCAUGAAAACACUAGUUUCUGCAGAAUGGAUACUUUGCUUCGCUUCCAUAACCAUUUGCUAAGCUCAGUGGUGGAGCUAAAGAACGUGCAGUCAAUCAAAUGGUCCCCUAAUCUUGUUUUGGCCUUUGUUGGGUACGGUGUAUGUGAGGUUCUACUAUUCUCCACAUUUUCCUGGUUCAUACAGGUGACAGGGGCUACAAUGUACAAUCUAUCGGUUCUUACAUCGGAUAUGUGGGUAGUCUUGAUUCGUCUAUUCUUCUACCAUCAGCAGGUUGAGUGGUUGUACUAUGUGGCUUUCGGGGUGGUGGCUAUUGGCCUGAUCAUCUACUCCACAAGUGAGGAGGAGGAUCCUGGAGACGAGAUUGCAGCAGCCAUUGCAGCUGGAGACUCCAGCCAGGAUUAUCAACGGCUUAGUGAUGGAAAUGAGGAAGUUGAUAGUUGUACCUUGCAAACCAUUUCCACUGUGACAACAUGAUCUUGGCCGCUUCUUUCUAUUUAUUUGGAAGUGUAAUUUUGAAAUAUGUUUAUUAAAUGAAAU
Messenger RNA from Linum tenue, 3511 nucleotides. Lineage: Eukaryota; Viridiplantae; Streptophyta; Magnoliopsida; Malpighiales; Linaceae. The record is from the annotation of a GenBank genome assembly.